This is a messenger RNA of Otolemur garnettii (small-eared galago), 954 nucleotides long. Its product is annotated as olfactory receptor 4K2. Gene Ontology annotation, molecular function: G protein-coupled receptor activity; olfactory receptor activity. Gene Ontology annotation, cellular component: membrane. The record is from RefSeq and is a predicted model, not a curated record. NCBI's taxonomy places the organism in Eukaryota, Metazoa, Chordata, Mammalia, Primates, Galagidae. The transcript has a single exon. Gene Ontology annotation, biological process: G protein-coupled receptor signaling pathway. Bases 1 to 954 code for a protein of 317 amino acids.
AUGGAUGUGGCCAAUAAGUCUACUGUCAGUGAAUUUUUUUUGCUGGGGCUUUCUGAUUCCUGGGAACUACAGAUGUUUUUCUUUAUGGUGUUUUCAUUGUUUUAUGUGGCGACAAUGGUGGGUAAUGGCCUCAUAGUCAUCACAGUCAUGGCUGACUCUCACCUGCAUGCUCCUAUGUAUUUCCUGCUCACCAACCUUUCCAUCAUUGAUAUGUCUCUUGCUUCCUUUGCCACCCCCAAGAUGAUUACAGACUACUUAACUGGUCAGAAAACCAUCUCUUUCAAUGGUUGCAUUACCCAGAUAUUUUUUCUGCACCUUUUCACUGGCACAGAGAUUAUCUUACUCAUGGCUAUGUCCUUUGACAGAUACAUUGCAAUCUGCAAGCCCCUGCACUAUGCUUCUAUCAUUAGUCCGCAGGUGUGUAUUGCACUUGUAGUAGCUUCCUGGACUGUGGGAAUUAUGCAUUCAAUGAGCCAGGUCAUAUUUGCCCUCACGUUACCAUUCUGUGGACCCAAUAAAGUAGACAGUUUUUUCUGUGAUCUUCCUGUGGUAUUCCAACUGGCUUGUGUGGACACUUAUGUUUUGGGCCUCUUUAUGAUCUCAACAAGUGGCAUAAUUGCUUUGUCCUGCUUUAUUCUCUUAUUCAAUUCAUAUGUUAUUGUCCUGGUUACUAUCAAGCAUUACUAUUCCAGAGGAUCAUCAAAGGCUCUUUCUACCUGCACAGCUCAUUUCAUUGUUGUCUUCCUGUUCUUUGGGCCAUGCAUCUUCAUCUACAUGUGGCCACUGAGCAACUUUCUAGUAGACAAGAUCCUGUCUGUGUUUUAUACCAUCUUUACUCCCAUUUUGAACCCAGUAAUCUAUACCUUGAGGAAUCAAGAAGUAAAGACAGCCACGAGGAAACUGAAGAGCAGGUUUCUAAAUUUUAACAAGGCAUCACCUUCUUGUUAUUUUUAG